Astrephomene gubernaculifera is the source of this 848-nucleotide messenger RNA. NCBI's taxonomy places the organism in Eukaryota, Viridiplantae, Chlorophyta, Chlorophyceae, Chlamydomonadales, Astrephomenaceae. The record is from the annotation of a GenBank genome assembly.
GCUAAAGCGGCGGUGGCGGAUGCCGCGGCCGCAUCGCAGGCAGAAGCAGCAGCAGCGCUGCCGCCAUCGGACGGCUCCCCAGGUGCUGCUGCUGCUGCGGGUGGCUCCGAGGCUGCAGCAGACGGGAGUGCGGGGCUGCUGCCGCCCAGUCACGGGUCGUACCUGUUCAUGGAGGGGCGGUUCUACCGGGAUGUACGGCACCCGGAGGCUGAGGACUACUCGGAGCCCAUCCGGGCGCUGUGCAGGGCUCACGGCGUGUGGCCCACCAUGCUGCGGCCCGACCGCUCCUGGCGGCCCGGCCUGGGUCGCGACACGGGGCAGAGCGCGCGCGAGCCCGCCGCCAUGCACGAGACACGCGUGCAGGAGCUGACGGUGCGGCAGGCCAACCACCCCACCGCGCUGUUCUGCCACCGCGCCUGCUGCGAACACCUGCUGUUCGUGCGAGACGUGCGCAGAUGGCACCCCGGCGCUGCGGGCUGUGCGAGGCGCGGCAGGCUGAGCUGGUGACGCAUGACGACCCGCUGGCGCCCUCCAACCCCGCCAUCAUGUGCAGGCAAUGCUUCGAUUUGCUGCACAUCGGCAGCAGCGGCGAGCGCCUCGUGCCGGAUCUUGUCGUACAGCCGUACAACCCGGCACUGGACAUUCCGUCGCAGGACAGGUGGGCGCCGCCCGCGGGGCCUUGGGCUGUGACCUUUGCGGACAGGCAGUAACCCUCCGGGGGCGAUGGCAUGAGGAUCUAGUCGUCACUGAUAGCGGUGGGAGGUGCCGAUGAGGGGUUGGAGCAUUGGUUCCCUUUUGACGUGGCCUGCUACCGGUAUGCCAACACGCGCGUGUGGAUAGGAGGAGGG